GCAAGUAGGCUAGGCGUCAGGAGCUUCUUGUCUUUGGAUGAAUCUGAGGAUAAAGAUGAAGUAAGUUUCAGGGUCAGUCAUCUUCACUCGAUUGGUUGAGGGAAUGAAGAAAGGUGGUGGUGGUGGUGGUGGUGCGGUGUGCGUGGUGUGGUGUGGUGUGGUGCAGUCUGUUCGUUCAGGAGGCUGUGAUGGAUCAUCCAGGACAAAGCUAAAGGAGACUUACAACAGGUCCAGUACAAUAGGUAUGCUGCACCGACGAACCAUGCAAGUAAACACCAAGCCCAAAAUCCCAAGGAAAACCCGUAAAAGGUGUCAACUGUCAAGAACCUUCAGACAGGACCCCUACUUAACCUUGAAUGGACGAUUUGGUUUCCGUCUCCCGCUCCCUGGAUGGCGCCGCAUCCACCCGGCGUUAAGCGGGGUUAAACUGUGCCAUAAAUAGUAUCACGACGGAGGAGCUCCUAAGCAGGGUCAUCUUGAAUAAGUUAGAG
Molecule: messenger RNA, 491 nt
Organism: Aspergillus saccharolyticus JOP 1030-1
Lineage: Eukaryota; Fungi; Ascomycota; Eurotiomycetes; Eurotiales; Aspergillaceae
Exons: 1
Coding region: 104-442 (112 amino acids)
Source: RefSeq, a predicted model, not a curated record